Torulaspora globosa is the source of this 1002-nucleotide messenger RNA. RefSeq names its product Dam1p (gene DAM1). The transcript has a single exon. Bases 1 to 1002 code for a protein of 333 amino acids. Gene Ontology annotation, biological process: mitotic sister chromatid biorientation. Gene Ontology annotation, cellular component: mitotic spindle pole body; DASH complex; mitotic spindle polar microtubule. Lineage: Eukaryota; Fungi; Ascomycota; Saccharomycetes; Saccharomycetales; Saccharomycetaceae. The record is from RefSeq and is a predicted model, not a curated record.
AUGAGCCAGGAUAAACCAAAGAUUAGUGGUAAAAGGUCUGCCACUGAAUACAGGCUCUCCAUUGCAAGUAACUCCGGAUCGCGAAGAUCAUCAUUAGUUGGCAUUAAUGACAAUGGCCAUGGUUCGAUAGGCGGGGGUAACCGCUCAAUAGCCAUCAGUGGAACCAGCGAAGAAGAAGAAGAUAUGCUCAAGGCGUAUAUUUUGCCUCAGGUGCGGGAAUUCACCGAUUCUCUGAGUACUUUGGAUGCCAAUUUCACGCAGCUCAAUUUCAUUCAUGAGAGUCUUGUUGACUUCAACGAGUCUCUUGGCGCCUUACUCUACGGCUUAAUGUGCAAUUCGUGGUGUGUCGACUUCCCGUAUGUGUCGCAUGACAUUGCAGGAGAGUUGAAUGUGUUGGAGCGCCUGGAAUCUCUGGCGGCAGAGAAAGAUCUGCUACUGGAACAGCUUGAGCAGCUUAAAAACCAAGACAAGAAGCCAUCCGAAGACAAUACCAAGAAUACACAAUUUGUACGACCUGCUCAUCCCGCUACUCAGAUACGCAGACCCAAUCAACGAAGAUUGAUCGCAACGCAGAGAUUGGAUGAUGAUGAAGAAGACGAGGUAGCCAACAGUGAGGCGUCCUUCGUCUCCAAUCCGACGAUGGAGUUCUCAAGGCCUCAUCAGAGAGGGGUAAGCAAAUCCGAAUCCCGUCAUUCCAGCAGACUGCGGCGAAAAUCCAUACUGCAUACGAUAAGAAACAGCAUAUCGUCGACUUCCGACGCUGCAGCAAAUCAGGAUCCCAAUUUUAGCACUGGAAUGCAAAAGAGGAGCAGGUUAUCUCUAGGUGGUGGUGCUACUCGAGUGCUCACAAACUCAUCGCCGUUCAAGUCUGCCCGGACGCAGGGAAAUGCAAUUCGUGUCCCGUCGCAGUCAAGGAACCAAACUCUUGCAAAUGCAAGGACCACCUCAACCCAAGAGAGCCGGAGACAAGGAUCCGCAACCGUUAGACCUCCUUUCAGGUGA